This is a messenger RNA of Closterium sp. Yama58-4, 1605 nucleotides long. The record is from the annotation of a GenBank genome assembly. NCBI's taxonomy places the organism in Eukaryota, Viridiplantae, Streptophyta, Zygnematophyceae, Desmidiales, Closteriaceae.
AUGGCGCUAGACGACGUCGCGCGCCCGCUGGGAGCGGAGCGGGCGGGCGAUCAGACGGUGUGGCGCGACGCCGAUGCCGUGCUCGCCGCCGCUUGCGCCGAGCUGCGGUCAGGAGAGCUGCUGCACGGCGAGUCGUUCAGUCUCUUCGAAGCCAUGGCCGCCCUGCAGAUGAUGGACCCAAAGAUGGAUGCAGGCAUGGGAGGGGGCAAAGGGGGAGAAGGGAUGGAAAGCGGGGGGGAAGCGGGGGACAAGGGCGGAGCGAGGGGCGAGGUGGAGAGUGUGGGGGAGGCGGUGGAGAGAGGGCUGCUGCCGCUCCCUCUGCCCGCCCACCGCAUUUUGGACCUCUGUGACGCUCUGCUGUGCGCUGAGGCCACGUGGCACAGCGGUCACAGCCUGCCGCAAACCGUAUUCACCUGCGCCUACCUGCUGCUGCCCCCGCUCGCCCCCCCUUCCGCCUUCACGCCUUCCCCCUCCCUCUCCUCCUCGCCUCUGCUGCUGGCGCUGCUGUCAGCCACCCUCGCCUGUGUCAACACCGUCCGCUCUGCCUCCUGCUGGACGCACCAGCGUGAGUGUGCGCGUUGCAGCCUGCUGGACACAGCAACGCGAGUAAACCUUAAACCCUUGUUCUUACGAUGGUGUCCUUUCUUCUCCUCUCCUCUCUGUCCGCAUCUGACUUCCUCUUUUGUGAUCUUCUCAUGGCCUCUCCUCUCUUCUCAUGGCCUCUCCUCUCUUCUCAUGGCCUCUCCUCUCUUCUCAUGGCCUCUCCUCUCUUCUCAUGGCCUCUCCUCUCUUCUCAUGGUCUCUCCUCUCUUCUCAUGGCCUCUCCUCUCUUCUCAUGGCCUCUCCUCUCUUCUCAUGGCCUCUCCUCUCUUCUCAUUGCCUCUCCUCUCUUCUCAUGGCCUCUCCUCUCUUCUCAUGGCCUCUCCUCUCUUCUCAUGGCUUCUCCUCUCUUCUCAUGGCCUCUCCUCUCUUCUCAUGGCCUCUCCUCUCUUCUCAUGGCCUCUCCUCUCUUCUCAUGGCCUCUCCUCUCUUCUCAUGGCCUCUCCUCUCUUCUCAUGGCCUCUCCUCUCUUCUCAUGGCCUCUCCUCUCUUCUCAUGGCCUCUCCUCUCUUCUCAUGGCCUCUCCUCUCUUCUCAUGGCCUCUCCUCUCUUCUCAUGGCCUCUCCUCUCUUCUCAUGGCCUCUCCUCUCUUCUCAUGGCCUCUCCUCUCUUCUCAUGGCCUCUCCUCUCUUCUCAUGGCCUCUCCUCUCUUCUCAUGGCCUCUCCUCUCUUCUCAUGGCCUCUCCUCUCUUCUCAUGGCCUCUCCUCUCUUCUCAUGGCCUCUCCUCUCUUCUCAUGGCCUCUCCUCUCUUCUCAUGGCCUCUCCUCUCUUCUCAUGGCCUCUCCUCUCUUCUCAUGGCCUCUCCUCUCUUCUCAUGGCCUCUCCUCUCUUCUCAUGGCCUCUCCUCUCUUCUCAUGGCCUCUCCUCUCUUCUCAUGGCCUCUCCUCUCUUCUCAUGGCCUCUCCUCUCUUCUCAUGGCCUCUCCUCUCUUCUGCCGUAUUUCGCGUCACCGGGGCAUCAUGAUGCCAUGUAUCUUCGCAAGUUACUCAUGGUUUAGGGUUUAA